Molecule: messenger RNA, 5212 nt
Organism: Chlorocebus sabaeus (green monkey)
Lineage: Eukaryota; Metazoa; Chordata; Mammalia; Primates; Cercopithecidae
Source: RefSeq, a predicted model, not a curated record
CAAAUUCUGGGGCCUAGGCAUUUCCCUCGCUUUAUGUUUUUGGGUUUUUUUCCUUCCUUCAAUCUCUUUGAUUAGGCCGUACGUGGCUGUGGCAAGGAGUUGGGGAAAAAAAGAAUAAAAACAGGAAAGAGAGAAAGCACAGCCAGACCCUGGACUUCGCGAGCCGCCGGGGAGGGGGCGGAGGAGGCUGAGCCAGGCAGAGUCGCCAGCGGAGACUCGCGAGUGGCGCGCGGGAGGAGCGGCUGCCGCCGGCGCUGGGCUUGCCUUGCUGCUGCUGCUGCUGCUGCCUCCCCACCGCCUUUUUUUUAUUUAUUUUUUUUGGAGCGGGGUGGGGAGCGGGAACCCGAGAGAGAGAAAGCGAAAUAUUAAAAAGCCCCAAAGACAACCAGCAGGAGCGCGCGGUGCCCGAUGGCUUCGCUGUACCAGAGGUUCACCGGCAAGAUCAACACCUCGCGGUCCUUCCCCGCGCCCCCGGAGGCGAGUCACCUCCUGGGCGGACAGGGGCCCGAGGAGGACGGCGGCGCAGGAGCCAAGCCCCUCGGCCCGCGGGCGCAGGCGGCGGCGCCCCGGGAGCGCGGCUGCGGCGGCGGCGCGGGUGGCCGGCCCCGGUUCCAGUACCAGGCGCGGAGCGAUGGUGACGAGGAGGACGAACUGGUGGGGAGUAACCCUCCACAGAGGAAUUGGAAAGGAAUAGCGAUUGCACUGCUUGUCAUUCUGGUCAUCUGCUCCUUGAUCGUCACCUCGGUCAUACUUCUGACACCAGCGGAAGACAACAGUCUGUCUCAAAAGAAGAAGGUCACUGUGGAAGAUCUCUUCAGUGAAGACUUUAAAUUCCUUGACCCAGAGGCUAAGUGGAUAGAGUGGGAGCAGGUUUGUCCACGGAACUGUUUCUCAGUGGUAUACAUGGGAAUCACACCACCCACCACCAGCACCAGCACCAGCACCAGCACCAGCGUCACAGGCUCCUCUUUCUGCUUCUUCUCUGCUUCUCCUUCUCAUUCUCGUGGAGAGGCAGAAUCCAGGGAUGAAUCAAGAGGUCAGAAACGAGAGACACCAAACCUGAGCUCUAAGAUAAGUGAUACAGAAUUCAUCUACAGAGAACAGAAGGGAACAGUGAGACUGUGGAAUGUUGAAACAAAUACUUCUACUGUCUUAAUAGAAGGCAAAAAAAUUAAAAUGAAUCAAAUAAAGGUACAGUUGUCCCCAAAGCACAAGCACAUCAUCUCUGAAGUAUCUCUCCUCAGCUAUACAGACCGCGGCCCAGUUCUAAGCUCACUGGAGCAGGUUCUAGCCCAGUGCACUGUUGAACAGGAAGCACAGGAUGCUCUGACAGGUGUCAUCUCAGCCAGGAACAGGCUGGCCCCGGGGAAGAACUGGCUAAGAGCCAUCAAAUAUGAAAUAUCUCCAGAUAGAGAGUAUGCACUUUUUUCAUACAAAUGUGAACCAAUAUAUCAGCACUCCUAUACUGGAUAUUAUGUCCUGAGCAAAAUUCCUCAUGGGGAUCCUCAAAGUCUGGACCCACCAGAAGUCAGCAAUGCAAAACUUCAGUAUGCAGGAUGGGGCCCUAAAGGCCAACAGCUGAUAUUUAUUUUUGAAAACAAUAUCUACUACUGUGCACAUGUUGGGAAACAGGCCAUCCGCGUGGUCUCCACUGGGAAGGAAGGUGUGAUUUACAACGGCCUCAGUGACUGGCUGUAUGAAGAGGAGAUUUUGAAGACACACAUCGCACAUUGGUGGUCUCCGGACGGCACGAGACUCGCCUACGCCACCAUCAAUGAUUCCCGUGUCCCCCUCAUGGAGCUCCCAACUUACACCGGCUCCAUCUACCCCACCGUGAAGCCUUACCACUAUCCCAAGGCUGGAAGUGAGAACCCCAGUAUUUCCCUACACGUUAUUGGCUUAAAUGGACCCACCCAUGAUCUGGAGAUGAUGCCACCUGAUGAUCCACGGAUGAGGGAGUACUACAUCACCAUGGUGAAGUGGGCCACCAGCACCAAGGUCGCCGUGACCUGGCUGAACCGGGCGCAGAACGUGUCCAUCCUCACCCUCUGCGACGCCACCACGGGGGUCUGCACAAAGAAACACGAGGAUGAAAGUGAGGCCUGGCUCCACAGACAGAAUGAAGAACCCGUGUUCUCCAAGGAUGGCCGAAAGUUUUUCUUCAUCAGAGCGAUCCCCCAGGGAGGACGAGGGAAAUUCUAUCACAUCACAGUGUCCUCGUCCCAGCCCAACAGCAGCAACGACAACAUCCAGUCCAUCACCUCCGGGGACUGGGACGUGACCAAGAUCCUCGCCUACGACGAGAAGGGGAAUAAGAUCUACUUCCUGAGCACGGAGGACCUGCCUCGGAGACGACAGCUCUACAGUGCCAACACGGUGGGUAACUUCAACAGGCAGUGCCUCUCCUGCGACCUGGUUGAGAACUGCACCUACUUCAGCGCUUCCUUCAGCCACAGCAUGGACUUCUUCCUGCUCAAGUGCGAAGGUCCUGGUGUUCCUAUGGUGACGGUGCACAACACAACAGAUAAGAAAAAAAUGUUUGACCUAGAAACAAAUGAACAUGUCAAGAAGGCCAUAAAUGACCGACAGAUGCCUAAAGUGGAAUACAGGAACAUCGAGAUUGAUGAUUAUAACCUGCCCAUGCAGAUCCUGAAGCCAGCAACCUUCACCGACACCACCCACUACCCUCUGCUCCUGGUGGUGGAUGGCACCCCGGGGAGCCAGAGCGUGUCUGAGAAGUUCGAGGUGAACUGGGAGACGGUGAUGGUGAGCAGCCACGGCGCAGUGGUGGUAAAGUGUGACGGCCGCGGCAGCGGCUUCCAAGGGACCAAGCUCCUGCACGAAGUGAGGCGGCGGCUAGGCUUGCUGGAGGAGAAGGACCAGAUGGAGGCCGUGCGGACGAUGCUGAAGGAGCAGUACAUCGACAGGACGCGCGUGGCCGUGUUCGGGAAGGAUUACGGUGGCUACCUGAGCACCUACAUCCUCCCAGCGAAGGGAGAAAAUCAAGGCCAGACGUUCACCUGCGGCUCUGCUCUCUCUCCAAUAACAGACUUCAAACUCUACGCCUCUGCAUUUUCCGAGAGGUACUUGGGCCUCCACGGACUUGACAACAGAGCGUACGAGAUGACCAAGGUAGCCCAUCGAGUCUCCAUGCUGGAAGAACAGCAGUUCCUGAUCAUUCAUCCCACUGCUGAUGAAAAAAUUCAUUUCCAGCACACAGCAGAACUCAUUACACAGCUAAUUAGGGGAAAGGCUAAUUACAGCUUACAGAUUUACCCCGACGAAAGCCAUUACUUUAACAGCGCCAGCCUCAAACAGCAUCUGUACCGGUCCAUCAUCAACUUCUUCGUGGAAUGCUUCAGGAUCCAGGACAAACUGCCCACAGUCACAGCGAAAGAGGACGAGGAGGACGACUAACCUCUCAGGUCACUCUAAGCACAAACGUGGCUCUUUCUACAACCAGAUGCAACUGAGGGAUUUCCCUGCCCUCCCUCAUCCCGGGGAGGCGCGGGGCGGGGCGGGGCCGGGUGUGCCACAGCAUGUGUGUCUCGGAUGCCGAAGGCAGUUUUGCUUGGGAAACAAGCUCCUUCCCCGGGGUCCUCGCUGGCGGCCUCCAUGGCACCAGGGACAACUCUGUCCCCGCAGCAGCGCCUCCUGCUGGCGCCCCAGAGACCGGCACGCCAUGGCCCCUCCCCCAAGGAACCGAGCAAAGGAUGGUGGCGCCAAAGCCCGCGCGAGCCCACAGAACACCGGCCCCUAGAUUCCAGCCACCCGGCGGAAGCAUGAGACCCGCCCACUAGCCUCUGUGUUCCCGUUCGCAGCAUCACACCCUGUCUCAUGCCACAGUGCCACGGACACAGCAGUUACAGCACAAUCGUUUAGCAGUGCACGUUCAUAGAUGGGCUUGCUAUGUCCUGUCAUUAGGACAUGCAACAUGGUGAGGGGCUACGAGAAAACCCUUUUCUGUACAAAGUCUUACUGUAGCUACGCUAAUGGUUAGCCUGAUAGAAUUAACUCGUAUUUUUCUAUGGUUUUAACCUGAUGCUCCAGUGUCUCCGUCAGGGGGUGGUUUUGCUGUUUUGGGUUUGGCUUUGUUUCGCUCUCCUUUCUCCAGCCCACGUGUAGACUUUGCGCUUGUUUGGAUGAAGAAGCAGAUCGGAAGUAACUGCUCCCUCCUCAAGGCUGUCUUCAGACGUCUUGGAGACGCUCCUAAACACUGAGGGGGAGGACAGCCAAUAGUACCCAUUAAAAGAAAUAACGUAAAUAAAACCUGUCUCCCACUGAGCUGUGCUAGGGCUUGGCUGUAGAUGUGCACUAUUUACAUCCGUCCUUACAACCAUCCUUGUCCUCCUUGGUAUGGUAUCAAGCUUUUUCCCAUGACAUUUGGUUAAAAAACACACACACACACACAAAAACGACAAAGCGUCAACUCCACCCCCAGGUCUACUGUGUGUGCUCGGGCCACGGGAGUCCUGAGGGUUCUGUGGGCCUGCGCACUUCCCUCUCCCAUCUUGGGGGGAGGCUCCGUGACCUUCCUGCCACGAGCAGGAGGUUGAUGAAGUGCUAUGUUAGCCUUGUAAGAUACACUCCCACCAAAUGUGCAGCCGGUGUUCCCAGUGUAUAUUUCAUUCUGUUGUAUAUAAAGGAAGCAAUGUGUGUCAGGCCUCUGUGCAGUCAACCCAACCUCCUCCCGCCAGUGCUAACCCCGUGUUGAGCCUGCAUGCUGACACUCUGGCUGAUCUGGACUCUAGAAGUGCUAGUUUGAAAUAUAUCCAUUACUGUCAUUUCCUUUUGAGCUUGUGGACAAGCUGAAUGUCAGGACUGACUUCUCCAGCUCCCAGCCCUGCGGGGGUGUCCUUGGCAUCCUGUCAGCAGAGGAGUUGCAUCCCUGUUGCAUUUUGGCGUUUGGGGUUUUGGGUUUAUCCACAUGAGCUCUGAACGUCCGUUAUAGUUAGGGUGAUUGGAGGGUCUCUGUCACCGGGUGUUUUAAAGGUGAGUCACCACCAUUUGUGAAAGGACCAAUGUGCUGACAAAAGGACCGAUCCGAGUGCUACGUGACUGUGCGUUUGCUAUUUCAAUGGGCCUGAACGACUACAAAGCCAGCUCGGUCUGGAAGAGGAAGCCAGCUCUGGCCACGACACCUGGUCGGAGGGAUGUGAGGAUGUGGCAUGGUAGCGUCUGUUCAUCCAUGGAAUAAAACAUUAUUUUACCA